ACAGCAAACAUGGAAACUCAAGCUAGCAACACCAUGAAGAAAGCCCUUCUGGGCCUCAACUGUAUAAUACUAGCCAUAGGCAACUGCGGCGGUCCUCUAGUAAUUCGUCUCUACUUCAUCCGAGGAGGCAAAAGAAUCUGGUUUUCAAGCUGGCUAGAAACCAGUGCCUGGCCAAUCAUAUUCAUCCCUCUCACAAUAGCAUACAUGCAGCGCCGCAAAACUGGUGGUGCCACUAACAAAACCCAGUUCUUCUUAAUGAAACCUCGCGUACUUAUCACAUCAGCUGCCAUCGGAGUUUUGACCGGACUCGAUACCCAUCUCGACGCCUAUGGUGUUGCGAAACUACCAGUUUCGACCUCUGCUCUUAUUAUUUCUACCCAGCUUGCAUUCACUGCAGGAUUUGCAUUUCUUCUUGUUAAGCAGAAGUUUACUGCUUAUUCGAUAAGCGCUAUAGUUUUGUUGACUACUGGGGCUGUAAUUUUGGGUCUUCAUACAAGCAGUGAUAGACCAGAUGGUGAAUCGAAAAAGGAAUAUCUUUUAGGGUUUUUCUUGACACUUGCUGCAGCAGCUUUGUAUGGACUCAUUUUGCCGCUGGUGGAGUUGAUGUAUUUGAAGGCUAAACAGACUAUUAUUUAUACAUUAGUAUUGGAGAUACAGAUGGUUAUUUGUUUCUUUGCUACUGCCGUUUGUACCGUUGGAAUGCUUAUCAACAAUGAUUUCCAGGCAAUCUCAAGGGAGGCGAAAGAGUAUGAACUUGGAGAAGGCAAAUACUAUUUGGUAGUGGUUUUCAAUGCAAUUACUUGGCAGUGUUUCUCUUUGGGGUCAAUUGGAGUCAUUUUCUGCUCUUCAUCUCUUCUAUCGGGCAUCGUCAUAGCUGCUCCAUUACCCGUCACAAAAGUAUUAGCAGUUAUUUUUUACCAUGAAAGGUUUCAAGCAGAAAAGGGCAUUUCUCUUUUCCUCUCACUUUGGGGUUUUAUUUCCUAUUUCUACGGUGAGAUCAAACACAACGGCAACAGGAAGAAUGUGAGUCAUGGAGAAAUUGACAAGUCAUCUUCACCUAGUAAUCCUGAUUUGCAACUGGUGGUCUCGAAUGUGCCUAAUGAGAAUACUAAAAUUGGGGAAGAAGGAGAAGUUUCUCCAAUUCCACUUGCCAUUCUAGGUGAAGAUGAUAGUGAUACAUCUAUCCCUCAGUCUAACAUGUUGGCAACAAAAGCUAGAGGUUCACUUCAGAAAAAGAAGAAUGGAUUGAUGGACAAGUAUAAAAAGGGCAAGAAGCAUCACUACCCUAGGGAAGAUGCUGGAAUAUGA
Molecule: messenger RNA, 1308 nt
Organism: Olea europaea var. sylvestris
Lineage: Eukaryota; Viridiplantae; Streptophyta; Magnoliopsida; Lamiales; Oleaceae
Product: purine permease 3-like
Exons: 5
Coding region: 10-1308 (432 amino acids)
Cellular component (GO): membrane
Molecular function (GO): purine nucleoside transmembrane transporter activity
Source: RefSeq, a predicted model, not a curated record